AUGGCACUUAAUAACAUCCUAUGCAACCCUACAACAGGCCUCCCACCCAUCUCAGAGGAUAUUCUUAUCUACUUCGUGACACACUUCUUUAAAUUCUUAAACCUUCAACAUUCCACUAUUAAACUAUACCUCAACGGUAUCCGCUUUAAGUACCUUCAGCAGAAUGUUCCGUCUCCUUUGGACAGCCUAGAAUCUAAACCCCUUCCUCGCUUGGCUCUUAUCCUCAAGUCCAUCAAACGAGAUCAAGGAUCAAACACUACAACUCGCCUACCAAUUACAGGAGAUAUUCUCCACAAGAUGUGUGCUUUUUUGAGGCGCGGUGUGUUCUCUCCAUUCACUGAUGUCAUGUUAGAAUGUGCGUGUACUAUAGCCUACUUUGGCUUCCUGCGUUGUCGAGAAUUUACUGCUGCGUUUGACUCAUCCAGACACCUGUGCGUAGGGGAUAUCACAACUUACGACAACAUGUGUACGUUAACCCUGAAAGAAUCAAAAACCGACCCUUUCCGCAAAGGCAUUACAAUUCAACUCCACAGAAUGCCACAGGACUUGUGCCCGGUGAAGAUCUUGAAGGAAUAUCUUGCACUACGACAUGGGAAAUCCCGACCUGUUCUACCAUCACAACCGAUGUUCAUCACAGACAGUAAUACUGCUUUGGACAGAGCACAGUUUAUUCAGUAUUGUAGACAAGUGUUAGCCAUUUGUGGAUACGACCCACUCAAGUACAAUGGACAUUCUUUCCGGAUAGGUUCUGCCACUAGUGCAGGUGCAGCAGGUGUGGAAGACCACCUUAUAAAGACAUUAGGGAGGUGGAGCUCCGACUGUUACUGUCGAUAUAUAAGAACUCAAAGUUUAAGUAUCGCGAAAGGACAGAGACAGCUACUGAUCCAUGAUCCAACAUCCUAG
Molecule: messenger RNA, 903 nt
Organism: Mizuhopecten yessoensis (Yesso scallop)
Lineage: Eukaryota; Metazoa; Mollusca; Bivalvia; Pectinida; Pectinidae
Exons: 1
Coding region: 1-903 (300 amino acids)
Biological process (GO): DNA recombination; DNA integration
Molecular function (GO): DNA binding
Source: RefSeq, a predicted model, not a curated record